Rhodamnia argentea is the source of this 1815-nucleotide messenger RNA. RefSeq lists its product as uncharacterized. The coding region runs from base 341 to 1612 and encodes 423 amino acids. The record is from RefSeq and is a predicted model, not a curated record. The transcript has a single exon. NCBI's taxonomy places the organism in Eukaryota, Viridiplantae, Streptophyta, Magnoliopsida, Myrtales, Myrtaceae.
CCCGGUCCGGGUUCAAAGCAUAUUCCCCAGUCCGAUGGCUGGGUACCGUUUCGGAUGCUCCGCGUAGGGUCGGACUCGGACCUUCUCCGUGGGUAAUGGGAAUAUGAUGACGAUUACGAUACCAAGUGGCAAGUACCGAGCGGGACUCGCUCUCCGGAUAAAGUUCACAUUUUUAUUACUGGAUGCAUCGUAUCUUCUUACUGAAUGAUAAGCUCUCAUUGGCAUUUCCUCAGAUAUCUUGGAGACGACGACUCUCCACUCCCUCGGAAGCCAUGAAUUGUCGCUCGCCGGAGAAGUUCCGACGAAUCUGAUUCUCCUACUCUUCUGCAAGGUGUAAAGCAUGAAUCCCCUCUGCAUAUCUCUGGACACUCUCUCCAUAAAACCUCCUCCUCUGUCGCUUCACCUCCAAUCCACCAAGCCCCUCCAUCUCUCUUGCUCUUCCUUCCUCAGCAACCCCGGAAACCUGAAAUUCAAACCGACCCUCAUCUCGAAAACCCCGCCAAAAUCUCUCGUUUCGCUCCGGUGCGCCCCGGUCAGAGCUUCUGCCGCGGCGGACAUCGACAUGGUGAGGAACAAGCAAGGUAUCUACACUCCGAAGCAGAAGAAGGUGGUGGUCCUGUGGGACCUGGACAACAAGCCGCCGCGGGGCCCGCCGUACCAGGCCGCGACCGCCCUCAGGCGGGUAGCGCAGAACUUCGGCGACGUCGUCGAGAUGUCGGCGUACGCCAACCGGCACGCGUUCAUUCACCUCCCCCAGUGGGUCGUUGAGGAACGCCGGGAGCGCAAGCAGCUCGACAUUCUCGAGCGCAAGGGGAUUGUGGCUCCGGCCGAGCCUUACGUUUGCGGGGUGUGCGGCCGAAAGUGUAAGACGAAUUUGGACUUGAAGAGGCAUUUUAAACAGUUGCACGAGCGAGAGAGGCAAAAGAAGUUGAAUAGGAUGAGGUCUUUGAAGGGGAAGAAGAGGCAAAAGUACAGGGAGAAGUAUGUAGCUGGGAAUCAUAAGUAUAACGAGGCGGCCAGGGUGUUGAUCAAGCCGAAAGUCGGAUACGGUUUGGCAUCGGAGUUGAGGAGAGCUGGCAUUUUUGUUAAGACUGUGGAGGAUAAGCCACAGGCGGCGGAUUGGGCCCUGAAGAGGCAAAUGCAACAUUCAAUGAGUAGAAGGAUUGAUUGGUUGUUCUUGGUGUCUGAUGAUUCGGACUUUUCGGAGAUGUUGAGGAAGGCGAGGGAGGCGAAUUUGGGGACAGUUGUGGUCGGGGACUGGGAUCAGGCAUUGGGAAGGCAUGCCGAUCUGUGGGUUCCUUGGAAUGGGGUGGAGAAUGGGGAGGUUACCGGGGAGGAUUUGGUGCCCAAUAGGAGGACAGAGAGGGAGGACGCUGAUAGGGAGGACGGUUUCUUUUCGUUUUCGGUCUUUGAUGAGGACGUUGACGGAGACAGCGACUUGGACAAUGUACUGAAUGAGCUUGUUGCAGGAAGGUCUGAGAAUGGUAGUGUGAGGGUUUCGGCUUUUUCAGAAGGGGAGGAAGAGGAGGAAGAAGAAGAAUGGGACACAGAGGAAGUACCCAAUGGCUUCGUGUUGGGAUAUAGUGACAAUGAGGAAGAUGUCUACUUCUGAUUCAAAAAUUGCAUCUCUCAUUGUCAAAGUUCGUUUCAUAGCCAUUUGAUAAUUGAAUUAUGACAUUGUGUUCAAGAGCUGAUCAUAUGGUUACCUGGGACGAGAUGGCCGUUUGGACGAAUUGGCGACUAAUUGGCUGGUUUGUUUCCACCAAUUUUGCGUACGAAAGUUCUCGGUCUGUAUAUGUUAUACACCACAUUUCU